AUGAAGCUGUUGGAGAACUCAAGUUUCGAAGCAAUAAACUCCCAGCUGACGGUGGAGACGGGAGACGCUCACAUCAUCGGCCGGAUCGAGAGCUACUCCUGCAAGAUGGCAGGUGACGACAAGCACAUGUUCAAGCAGUUCUGCCAGGAGGGGCAGCCCCACGUCCUGGAGGCCCUGUCCCCUCCGCAGACCACGGGAAUCAGUCCCAGCAGGCUCAGUAAAAGCCAGAGCGGCGACGAGGAGGGACCCCUGAGCGACAAGUGCAGCCGCAAGACCCUGUUCUACCUGAUCGCCACGCUCAACGAGUCCUUCCGCCCCGACUACGACUUCAGCGCGGCCAAGAGCCACGAGUUCAGCCGGGAGCCCAGCCUCAACUGGGUGGUGAACGCCGUCAACUGCAGCCUGUUCUCUGCCGUCCGCGAAGAUUUCAACGCCCUGAAGCCACACUUGUGGGACGCUGUGGAUGAGGAGAUCUGUCUGUCCGAAUGUGACAUCUACAGCUACUUCUUCUACAACAAGCGGCUGAAGAGGAUCGUCUUCUUCACCUGCCGCUCCAUCAG
Molecule: messenger RNA, 560 nt
Organism: Mesitornis unicolor (brown roatelo)
Lineage: Eukaryota; Metazoa; Chordata; Aves; Mesitornithiformes; Mesitornithidae
Gene: MAF1
Product: MAF1 homolog (S. cerevisiae)
Exons: 5
Biological process (GO): negative regulation of transcription by RNA polymerase III
Cellular component (GO): nucleus
Molecular function (GO): RNA polymerase III core binding
Source: RefSeq, a predicted model, not a curated record